CGAGAGGACGCCGGGCGCCGGCUGGGCUCGACGGGGCCGCGCCAGAGAGCGCGCGUCCGUCGGCUGCUCACGCGGGGCUGGUGCGGCGCAGCUGGCGGCUGCGGGAAGCUGCUCGGCCGGCUGCAGCGUUGGCCAGGCCGGGAGGGACGGAGCCGGGGGGCGAGCCGAGGACCGAGAGAACUGGACAAUGGCAGUUGAGUACAUUUUGGGAAAUAUCUGAAGUUUAGUGGACUGCAUCUACCUUCUUGCUUCUCCCCAUCCUUUACAAAAGCGUUAAUGGGAUGUUUGAGAAGAGAGCUGUAUUAAAAGAAGAGUGCUGCAAAUGGCUUCAGAAUCUACAAAUGCGAAACAAGCUAGGAAUCGCUUCACAAAGGGGAAAAGGCAACCGCACCAGCAAAUAAAGAACAGAUCUUCAAUUAGUGAUGGAGAUGGGGAAGAUUUUUUUAUCUUUGAAGCAAAUGAAGCGUGGAAAGAAUUCCAUGGUUCUCUUCUUCAGUUUUAUGAAAACGGAGAACUCUGUGACGUCACACUGAAGCAUGCAGAAAUUCCUGAGCUAAGGAUUGAACCUGAACCAUGGCAGUGACCCAAGCCACAGCAGUGACAAGACUGGAUCCUCAUCCUUCAAUUCUACUAACUAUUCAUUUGUUUACUCUGCUUCACUUUUCUCACUGAUAAAUGGUGGAUAGUAGUAGUAACUACCUACUUGUAGGGAAAUUGGGACAAUUAAAAGAUUUAAUAUAUGAAACACUUAGAUUAGAGCCUGACAGGAUGACUGUAGUUAAUGAUAUUGCAUAUUAUAUAUUUGAAAGUUGUGGAGUUCCGGUUGUGGCUCCGCAGUAACACACCUGACUAGUAUCCAUGAGGAUGUGGGUUCGAUCCCUGGCCUUGCUCAGUGGGUCAAGGAUCCGGCAUUGCUCUGAGCUGGGGUGUAUGUUGCUGACAUGGCUUGAAUCUGGUAUGGCUAUGGUGUAGGCUGGCAGCUGUAGCUCUGUUUCGACCCCUAGCCUGGCAAUUUCCAUAUGCCACAGGUGCGGCCCUAAAAAGCAAAAAAGAGAAAAAAAGUUCCUAAAAGAAUAGAUCUUAGAAGUUCUCAUCAAAAAGAGCAGAACAUUUAUAAUUAUAUAAGGUAAUGAAUACUUUACUAAAACUUACUGUGGUAAUCAUUUCACUAUAUAUAUAUAUAUAUAUCAAAUCAUUAUGUUGUAUGUCUUAAACUUAUACAACAUUCUAUGUCAAUAAAACUGGAAAAACAUUUUUAAAAAGAAGAGACUCAUAGACCAAAAAAAGUAUAGUGCCUGAUCCAUAGUAUUUUAGGUGAUGUUUGCUGUUAUUCUCUUUAAUUCACAAAAUGCUUUUGAAAUGGGAGAUUAUAUAGAAAAAUCAUAGUUUAUGGUAUAUACCUUAUAGAUACGUAUCUAAAAGAUUUGAUUCUAAUUUGGAAGAAUAUUGCCUGACUUUAAGAAAUUGGCCUAGACUGAAAGUAAGUGAUCAAAGGAUUACAUUAUUUAAAAAAUGCACUAAGCUUGUCUGGAGUGUUUGUCCCACUGAUUUUCACAUUCAACUGAGUCUUGUUUUGUUUUGAACAGGUUGGCUCAAAGCUAAUCUCUUGUCACAAACUGGCAUUGGCUUGUGUUAUUCCCUACUUCAGAGCCAUGUUUCUCUCUGAAAUGGCUGAAGCCAAGCAAACACUGAUCGAGAUCAGAGAUUUUGAUGGUGAUGCCAUAGAAGACUUGGUAAAGUUUGUCUAUUCUUCACGGCUCACUUUGACUGUUGACAACGUCCAGCCUCUCUUAUAUGCAGCCUGCAUUCUACAGGUUGAGCUGGUAGCUAGAGCUUGUUGCGAAUACAUGAAGUUACAUUUUCAUCCCUCCAAUUGUCUAGCAGUAAGAGCCUUUGCAGAAAGUCACAACCGAAUAGACUUGAUGGACAUGGCGGAUCAGUAUGCCUGUGAGCAUUUUACUGAAGUGGUGGAGUGUGAAGACUUCGUAAGUGUGUCACCCCAGCAUCUCCAUAAGCUCUUGUCCUCCAGUGAUCUCAAUAUUGAGGAUGAAAAGCAGGUCUAUAGUGCAGCCAUCAAGUGGCUUCUUGCCAAUCCUCAGCAUCAUUCCAAAUGGCUGGAUGAAACACUUGCACAGGUUCGUUUGCCGCUGUUGCCAGUUGAUUUUCUUAUGGGUGUUGUAGCAAAAGAACAGAUUGUCAAGCAGAAUCUAAAGUGUAGAGAUUUACUGGAUGAAGCAAGAAAUUACCACCUUCACUUGAGUAGCAGAGCAGUACCUGACUUUGAAUACUCCAUUCGCACAACCCCAAGGAAGCAGACUGCCGGUGUGCUAUUUUGUGUAGGUGGUCGAGGUGGAUCAGGUGACCCCUUUCGCAGUAUUGAAUGCUAUUCUAUCAACAAAAACAGUUGGUUCUUUGGACCAGAAAUGAAUAGUCGAAGGCGACACGUGGGUGUAAUCUCAGUGGAAGGUAAAGUGUAUGCGGUGGGUGGACAUGACGGAAAUGAGCAUUUAGGUAGCAUGGAGAUGUUCGAUCCUCUCACUAACAAAUGGAUGAUGAAGGCAUCAAUGAACACGAAGAGGCGAGGAAUUGCCUUGGCCUCCUUAGGAGGCCCAAUUUAUGCAAUUGGAGGGUUAGAUGACAACACUUGCUUCAACGAUGUGGAGAGGUACGACAUAGAAUCCGAUCAGUGGAGUACAGUAGCACCAAUGAAUACUCCCCGAGGAGGAGUUGGCUCUGUGGCUCUUGUGAACCACGUUUAUGCAGUAGGUGGCAAUGAUGGAGUAGCUUCUCUCUCUAGUGUGGAGAGAUAUGAUCCACACCUGGAUAAGUGGAUAGAAGUUAAAGAAAUGGGUCAGCGAAGAGCAGGCAAUGGAGUUAGUGAGCUCCAUGGUUGCUUAUAUGUUGUUGGUGGUUUUGAUGAUAAUUCCCCUCUGAGUUCAGUUGAGCGAUAUGACCCUCGAAGCAACAAGUGGGAUUAUGUAGCAGCCCUUACCACUCCCAGGGGCGGAGUGGGGAUCGCAACAGUGAUGGGCAAAAUCUUUGCAGUUGGUGGCCAUAAUGGCAAUGCAUACUUAAAUACAGUAGAAGCGUUUGAUCCAGUGCUGAACAGGUGGGAGCUUGUUGGAUCUGUGUCUCACUGCAGAGCUGGAGCAGGUGUAGCUGUGUGUGCCUGUUUAACGAGCCAAAUUCGAGAUGUAGGUCACGGAUCCAGUAAUGUGGUUGACUGUAUGUGACUCGAGUUCCAGUUGCCAACAAUUUAGUCCUAUCCGGUGGGCAAGAGAGACAACCAGGAUUUUGUAGUGGCCACCUUUGAACAGUUUUAACUCCUACUAGAGUCUUACUUAAAUCCGGGCUGCUGUAUUGCGACUAAGUGCAACUUUUGGAAUGGUAGCUGCAGAAUGACUAGGAAUAAAGUUAAAGCUGGUACUUCCCACUUCAGCAAAUAAUGAAGUAGGGAAGGGAGAUAGUCUAACCCAAAACCAUACCUCCUCCUCCAAAAAAAAGUUUAAAUAGUGCCAAAACCUUGAGAUUCCUUUUUUUAAAAAAUGUGGACGAAACAAAAUGUAAAAUGAAGUCAUUUGCUGAGCUUUACCUUUCACCUAAGGGAGUUAAUCCUAGGCAGUGGACUUUUCCUAGAAAGGAGAUUCCAAGCUAUUCAUCAACACAAGGAUGUCAAGACACAUAACAGACCUGCUUCAUUUGAAGAUCAUUUUUACUUGGUGCUGAUGAAUUUAUGCCUUGCUUUUUUCUAGGUGAUUUUUCAAUUUCUUGGGUAGUUACAGAAGUAGAAAAAAUGUUUCAUCUUUCUGAGUGCCCUUUGGCUGCAUUUUCAGAAGCUUAUAGGAAUGCUUAUAAGAAACCCCUAAUUUCAUUUUGAAUUGUUAGGACAUCAAAAGACCUAACUGAACUAAUUCCAUCUGAAUGAAUCUACACUUUUAUUUUCUUCAUUUCAUGCAAAAAAGAUUUGUUUUAAAAAAAAAAAAUGGAGUUCCCGUCGUGGCUCAGUGUUUAAUGAAUCCAACUAGGAACCAUGAGGUUGCAGAUUCGAUCCCUGACCUUGCUCAGUGGGUUAAGGAUCUGGUGUUGCUGUGACUAUGGCAUAGGCUGGAGGCUACAGCUCCAGUUAGACCCCUAGCCUGGGAACCUCCAUAUGCCGCAGCUGCGGCCCUGGAAAAAAACAGAAAAAAAAUUUUUUUUCAUAAAAGGCAAAAAGUGAACCAGAGAAGAUAUUAAGGGGAGAAGGCGUUAGAGUCGACAUUAUUCUAAUGCCCAGUUAAGACACCUUGAAAGGGAUUGCUGUCCAUUACAUGACUCCCUAAUGAGGGGACUCCAAAAAUAUGUUUAACGCUUCUUUGAUUUAAUCAUUUCAUUUUGAACCCAAGAUUUAUUAUCUUUCUGUUUUUCUAUUUGCCACCAUCAUAGUUUUUCUAACUGUACAGAAUCUGGAGUUAUUUAUUAUCAGAAAACGAAUGCGUUUUUACGAAGACCCUUUGUGGACUGUAGUCUCCUGGAUAGUUCAAGUCCAUCAUUACCAAUAAAAGAUACUGUAAAAACAGAGAAAGAUUGAAACUACUGUUUUUUCCUGUGGUACUUAAUUUUCUCCAGUUUCUUUAUUGAAUAAAUAGGAAAUAUUUCUUUACAUUAAUUCAAAGCCAGGAUAUUGACACAUCUCCUGAUCUAACAGCUCAUCAUGGUUUUACCAGCAUUAUAGUGGCCUAUUCAUUUUAUGUAUAUAUUUUUAUAAAUAUUUAUGAAGAUAUUAAAAUAUGCUAUUUUGUAUUUGUAGUGCAGUUUGGUACCUCUUGUCCAGGCCGUCCUAAAUUUUCCUUGAGUCAUGCCUUGGAGUUUCGUGUCGUUUACUGCUGGUCAGUCAUCUGGUUGACAAGGAAGCGGGGACAGUGAAGAACGCGGCCCUGCCCAUUAGCUCUGGAUUCAUUGCCUAUUAGCUGUGAGGAUGGUCACUAGUGAAUAGCAAACUGGGCUUGUCCGUGCAGCCAGGCAAAAAGCCACGGUGUGAGAGCCAGUGCCUUGGGUACAUUAGAUCAAAAGGAGAAAAGAAAAAAAUUGUAAGACGGCAUAGGUAAAGGUCUUUCAUUCUUCCAUGCUUAUUGCAACAUUAUUCAUUAUUCACAAUAGUCAAGAUAUGCAAACAACCUAAGUGAUCUAUCCACAGAUUAACUGAUAAAGAAAAUGAUACAGACAUACAAUGGAAUAUUAUUCAACCUUAUGAGGGAAGAAAGUUCUGUCACGUACAACGUGGAUGGACCUGGAGGGCAUUAUGCUAUAUGAAGUAAGCCGGAUACAAGAAAGACCGCUGUUACGUGAUUCCACUUACAUGAGAAAUCGAAAAUAGCCAAACUCUAGAAACAGAGAAUACCACUGUGGUUUCCAGGGCUUGGAAGCGAGAGGAAAUGGGGAGUUCUUCAAGGUGUGUCAUUUCAGUUAGGAUAGAGGAAUACGUUCUAGAGAUGUGCUGUCCAGCACAGUACCUUCGGCUAACAGUAUGAUAUUGGACACUUAAAACUUUGUGGAGAGGGUAGAUGUCAUCAUAGGUGUUUCACAACAAAACCAAACCAAACCAGCUUCAAAAAACAAAAACACCUCUGGUUGAUGUAUAUGUAUCUAUUUUCUCUUAUGUGUUUUGAUGACAUCACAGGUAUGUUCGUAUGUCCAAACUCAUUAAACUGUAUAUACCAAAAAAUAAAAAAAUAAAAAAUAAAGGUGUUUCAUGAAGCAGAUUUAAAUGUUCCAGAUACAGAAUUCCCUGGUGACCUAGUAGUUAAGGAUUUGGCAUUGUCACUGCUGUGGCUCGGGUUACUGCUGUGGCUCAGGUUUGAUCCCUGGCCCAGGAACUUCCGCGUGCUGUGGGCACGACCAGAAAAGAAAAAAUAUUCACAGAUUAUGCCAUUUUUUGUUAUCAGCUUGCGGGCAAGUCCAUAAGUCAUGGCUGGAUCUAAACCAGUGUUCCCUUGUGCAAUUGUUAGCAUAUUUCAGUCCAUCCCAAAGGCAUUUAAUUCUGUAGCACUCACUGGAUUCACUACAACUGGAUGGAUGUGGAAAAUAAGGGUCAAAACCUGGCUUUAACUAUUUCUCAUGUCUAAUGGAGUUCUUGUCUUAUAAUUCUUGUCUUCUGCAGUUACUAGUGUGUUCUAUUUAUUUUUGUGGGGGGGGGAUCUUGAUCUUACUGUUUUUGAGAUUGUUUAAAAUGUUUUUUUCUUGAACAUAUUUCUGCUUUGUCAUGGGUAUAGAAUUUAGGAGCAUGGUGAUGUUACUUAGGUUACUGGUUUUCUCUCUACGGGAGUCAUCUGACGUACUGAGUUGGUAUCCUAGCUACCCACAAAAUCUGAACUACUCACAAGGAAAGUGAAGUAAACAGAGCACGUGGCUGGCUCUUCUGUUAUGUGUGUGCAGUCAGAAGCCUUGGAAUACCUGGCAGUGGUAUGAAAAGACUGAUAAUGGAAUCAAUGUGCACAGUCUUUUUAUUAAAAACAUAUUCUUUGAGGCAUGAAAUGUGAAUUAGUUUGAAGGAAUUAUGCAGUUGAAGGUGAUUAUAUGCAUUGGAGUAAAAGGAUGAAAUAUUCAAAGAGGAUGGCUACUUAACCUCACAUGUUAAUAUCAUCUAUCAAAAAGAUGAACUAAAAUUCUGAAAUUGUAAGUGAAAAAAGAAAAAGUAAAAAUUUGCGUAUUUCUUCGAGAACUGUUUCUAGGUGCUUUUUUGUGAUUCUCCCAUAUAGAUAUUAAAGCUACUGCUUUUACUGUAUUGUACUGCCACUUUAAAAACAAAC
Sus scrofa (pig) is the source of this 6785-nucleotide messenger RNA. RefSeq names its product kelch like family member 8 (gene KLHL8). The record is from RefSeq and is a predicted model, not a curated record. Gene Ontology annotation, molecular function: protein binding. NCBI's taxonomy places the organism in Eukaryota, Metazoa, Chordata, Mammalia, Artiodactyla, Suidae.